GUAGAACGCAGCGCCGGGACCGGCCCGCCAGACGCGAUGAGAGGGCGGCGGUGGGCUGAGGAUGAGUGCAGAUAGCAGCAAGCUGCUGAAGAACCAGUCAGAUUAUGGCACAGUCCAGUACACUGGGACCAAUGUAUCCACAGAGGUGACUGGAUACAAGGAAGUGCAAUGGCGAAAAAUUCUCUACUAUAUUCUUACUGUCCUAACAGUAGGAAUACUAUGGCUUAUUUUUUAUUGGAAACCAGUUCUGGAAGUACUUUUUAAAUGCCAUCCCUGUCAUCUGAGUCAGUCUGAUUGGGUUGUAAUCAAGGAUUCAUUUAACCAGCAGUUCAUAGCUAGAGUCUAUACGGAGGAGGUUGAAGAUGACUGUUUUCCACAAUCAGCUGAAGCUAGUGGAGAUGAUAAUCAAAUUACUAUGGCCAUAGGAUUUGAAGAUGAUUGGAGAGAGACAGUUCAACUAUACAAGCAGGAGGAGAAAAGUGUGAUUCGAUACUACACAUUUGAGGGUUUACGUUACAUUUGGAUCGAUAAAAAGGGAAGAUUCUGCAAGCUCAGUGUUCUUGAUGAAUUGCUGACUUGUGAAGACAUCCAUAAACAACAGAAAGGACUGAGUAGACACUACCAAAAUAAGAAAAGGCAGGUGUAUGGACCAAACGUGAUUGAGGUGCUUGUAAAAUCAUACUUCACAUUGUUAGUAGAAGAGGUUCUGAAUCCUUUCUACAUUUUUCAGAUUUUCAGUAUUGUACUCUGGAUCACUGAGGAAUAUUAUUACUAUGCAGCAUGUAUCCUAUUAAUCUCCGUUAUAUCCAUUAGUAUAUCCCUCUACCAGACGCACAAGCAAAGUGUAACGUUGCGGAAUAUGGUAAAAUUGACUCUUAAUGUACAUGUCCAUAGAGAUACUGGAGAAGAGCAAAUGGUGAAUUCUCAGGAUUUAGUCCCUGGUGACUGUAUUGUGAUCCCUGAAGAUGGAAUUCAGGUUCCUUGUGAUGCAGCACUUCUAACUGGAGAGUGUAUGGUCAAUGAGAGCAUGCUUACAGGUGAGAGUGUACCUGUGAUGAAGACUCCUCUACCUGUUCAAGAUGUGGCCUAUUCUUCUGAAGAACACAAGCGGCACACACUUUUCUGUGGAACUCAGGUUGUACAGUCAAAGAGCUACAGCACAGAUCAGCAAGUUUUGGCUGUGGUAGUGAGAACAGGCUUUUGCACAAGUAAAGGAGAACUGAUCAGUUCUAUUCUGUAUCCUAAACCUCUGGGGUUUAAAUUCUACAAAGAUGCGAUGAAGUUCAUCAUCUUUCUUGGAAUACUUGCUUUGAUUGGGGACAUAUACAGCAUUGUGAUUCUAGAAAAACAGAAGGUGUCAGUGGGCCGGCUGUUGACCCGUAUCCUUGAUUUGAUCACGAUCAUUAUUCCACCUGCUCUCCCUGCUGCCAUGACUGUUGGGACAAUCUAUGCUCAAGACAGACUGAAAAAAUAUGGGAUAUUCUGUAUUAGUCCCCCACGCAUUAACAUCUGUGGCAAACUGAAACUCAUCUGCUUUGAUAAGACAGGGACACUUACAGAGGAAGGCCUGGACUUUUGGGGAGUUGUAUUGGCGGCAGGCAAGAACUUCGAUCGGAUUAUUCAUGACACUCAGCACCUGGAUAACAGUCAAAUGCUGCAUGCACUGGCCACCUGUCAUAGCGUCACACUGCUAAAUAGUCAACCAAUUGGUGACCCACUUGACCUGAAGAUGAUUGAGUCAACUGGUUGGAUUCUGAAUGAUGAGACUGCGGACUUGGAUGUGAACAGAACAUUUGGAAUGAAAGUUCUGGCUGUCAUGAAGCCUCCACAGCUGGAAGAACAGCCAUUUGGAAGCAAACAAGAAACAAUGUUGGGGAUUCUUCGUCGUUUUCCAUUUUCUUCGACAUUACAAAGAAUGAGUGUGAUCACAAAGAAACUAGACAAUUCGCCACUUGAGGUGUACAUGAAAGGGGCACCUGAAAUGGUUGCCAGCCUUUGUGUAAAGGAAACAGUUCCUGCUGAUUUCUCUGAAGUAUUAAGAUACUAUGCCAAUGAUGGGUAUAGGGUUCUGGGACUUGCAUUCAAAGCACUAAGUCAUGAUAUUACCUUUGAGGAAGUACACACAUUGGAGAGGAAUUCCGUGGAGAGUGAGAUGACAUUCCUGGGAUUCCUGAUCAUGAGGAACAUUUUGAAACCAGAAACAAAGCCUGUCAUUGACAACCUGGUUAGAGCUAAUUUUCGGACUGUAAUGGUGACAGGAGAUAACAUGCUGACAGCGCUGAAUGUUGCCAGGAAUUGUGGAAUGGUGGGUUUGUCAGACAAAGUCAUCUUUGCUAAUGCCUCCCCACCCUCACUUGGUAAAUCUGCUUGCGUGAAGUUCCAGCCGUCAGACCAAGAACUGGACCUGAAUGUGACUCAGCUGCAGCAAGAAAUGGGGAACCACUCUUUGGAACAGUCUUAUUAUCACUUUGCAAUAAAUGGAAAAUCUUUUGCAGUGAUUUAUGAUUAUUUCCCAGAUCUGCUACAAAAGAUCCUGCUACGGGGCACAGUUUAUGCUCGAAUGGCUCCUAAUCAAAAGACACAACUGGUGGAGAGCUUUCAGAAAUUGGAGUACACUGUGGGAAUGUGUGGAGAUGGAGCGAAUGACUGUGGGGCUUUAAAAGCUGCAGAUGCAGGAAUCUCUCUCUCUGAGACUGAGGCUUCAGUAGCAUCGCCCUUCACCUCAAAGAUAGACAACAUUAAGUGUGUACCAAUGGUAAUUCGGGAAGGUCGAGCCUCUCUUAUCACAUCCUUUGGAGUUUUCAAAUACAUGGCCAUGUACAGCAUGAUUCAGUUUGUCUCGGUGCUAAUAUUGUACACAAUAAACUCAAACUUGGGAGACUGGCAGUAUCUGUACUUUGACCUGGUUAUUACUACAACUGUGGCCAUACUCAUGGGUCGAACGGGGCCUGCAAAAGAGCUUGUGGCGCAGCGGCCUGUGGGGAGUCUUAUCAACAUUACAAUCCUGGGCAGUCUGCUUCUACAAACCAUACUGGUUAUAUUGAUUCAGAUCCUCACUUACACAAUCACUACUAAUCAGAACUGGUUUGUUCCUGCAAACACCAGUUCCUCUGUCAACAGACUACCAAACUAUGAAAACACUGCUUUAUUCUGUGUGUCUGGAUUCCAGUAUCUCAUCCUGGCAACAGUACUUUCCAAGGGUCAACCUUUUCGCAAGCCGCUGUAUUCGAAUGUACUGUUCCUGAUUGCAUUGGUUGUGCUCUACACAAUGAUGAUAUUUUUGACAGUUUACCCACUUCAGUUCAUCCGAAAAAUUCUGCAACUGAUGUUCAUCAGUGAUAUAAAAUUUAAAUUGUUGUUGCUGGGGUUAGCGGCAUUGCAGUUCUUUAUCUCCUUUCUGUUUGAGAUGGCUAUAGAUAAUGGAUUUCUUAACAUGUGCAAAAGGCCAUUGUGCAAGAAGAAAUCAUCCAAAAAGUUGUAUAAAAAACUUGAGAAAGAACUAUGCUACAAUUUAGCAUGGCCUCCUCUUAAUGAAAUUAUAUAUGCUGAACCAAGGAAUAUCAUCGAUCUCGAAUGACACCUGCAUGGAAAUGGGCAACGAGAUAAAGGCCAGUUUUUAAACCAAAAAUAUACUACCUGAAAUCCACCAGGGAUGCUAAGAACCUUGUAUGUGCAUCCAAUGAUGCAAGAAUAUGCAGCUGGAUAUAAAUCUUCACCACAAACUCCCCACCCCCCAAAAAAAAACUUGGGGACAAUAUUUGUAAAGUUAUAAGCAGAUUAGAAUUUGCCCUUUGACCAUUACCAUGUCUCCUUUUGCAUAAGAAUAAGGUAUACUCUGCCAACUCAUACAUACGAGUUUCUUGUCAAUGAAAUCAAAUGUUCUGUUAUUGAAGAAAAUCAUUCUUGGUUUCCUGGUUGGAGGAAAUCCUUAAUGUUUUCUCUAGUAACGUGUUGUUAUUUAUUGAACACAAAGAUUUUUUAAUUGAAGCCUGGUAGAGAACUUUAACUUGGGAUCAAUGUAUGUGCGUAUAUGUAGAUGGGCAGAUGAGAGAGAGGGGAGAAGCAAUGAACACUUUUAUUGUCCUUUGAAAACUUGCAAAGCUAUAUUGAUGAAUCUAAGCCUAGGUCCAUUUAGGAUUUCAUCAAUUUAUCUUUGCCUGUUUUAAGAUUUAUUAAGAUAAUUCCUUUUACCCAUAACUGUUUUGGCACUUUAUUUCCAUGGGUGCUGGUAGCCCUUGUGCUGAUCAGUUACCAUUUAAAUCAGGCUGUUUAUGGAUCCACGGAAGAAAGCAGACUGGAUCACGUUUUAACCUGGCUUUUGUCUACUUAAUCCGUUAUCCACUUGUGCACUUUUAAGUGAAUUGGAACAAUGUGUAAUAUUUUUCCCCUUAUAGCCCAGUUUACUAAGGCCAAUUAUGUUAACCACCAUUGCCAGAGAUUGAACCUGGGACCGGCUGAUAUUUGGUUCCUGAUCUCUGAGGAUGAAUGAUGCCUUCUGCAAAAGGCAGUGUGCUUUUUGCUUAGAGAAAGUGUAUAGUGCUGAAAACAGCCUUAAGCUGUGCUUAUGAUUGCUGCAAAUUGGUCCAAAUAAAGCUGAAACUUAUUUUAUGUUUCAAUUUGCCAAGAUCUGAGCACUUGCCAUAAUUCAUUUUUCAGUCAUUAUCCAUGAAUUUAAAAAUUCCUUUUCCAUGAAAUUGAUCAUGAUUGCUGGAAGUUGCAAUUCUUCCUUUGAUUUCUACCUUCCCUCACCAGUGUAUUGAUAAGAGAAUUGACUAUUUGCUUAAAAUUGAAUCGGUUAAUUCCAAAUCUGGACACAAGAUUCUUCAUAUACUGGAAAGCUUGAGAAAUAUACAGUGCUGGAGAAAUUCAGCAAGUCAACAGUUUCAGUGGUGGGGAAUAAACAGUCAACAUUUCAGUCUUGAUAAAGAGUCGCAGCCCACAAUGACAACUGUUUAUUUCUAGCUGCUACCUGACUUGCUGAGCUCCUUCAGCCUUGUGUUGUUUCAAAUCUGGUGUGUGUGAAUUUGUCCUUUUUAAUGCAGCCCAGUUAGGACCGGAUGGUGUGUGCAAAUGUCUGAUUUUAAGACAUACUUUUUUGAGAACAGUUUUUAUCUACUUUCUUCAUAUUUUAUCUAGGCUAAUUUGUGUAGAAUAUUUUUAAAUUGUACAAUCUAAUUUUGUAUUGUUUUUAUAACAUGGACAUUAUGUACAGUUUACAGAACAAGUGCUGUUACAUUUUACUGUGCCACUUUUACAAAAUGUCAUGGAAAUGUUUGACUGUAGAGCAUAUAAAGAUUUUAUUUCUGUG
Mobula hypostoma (lesser devil ray) is the source of this 5308-nucleotide messenger RNA. It is a transcript of the gene atp13a2, whose product is annotated as ATPase cation transporting 13A2. Gene Ontology annotation, cellular component: membrane. Gene Ontology annotation, molecular function: P-type ion transporter activity; ATPase-coupled monoatomic cation transmembrane transporter activity; ATP hydrolysis activity. NCBI's taxonomy places the organism in Eukaryota, Metazoa, Chordata, Chondrichthyes, Myliobatiformes, Myliobatidae. Gene Ontology annotation, biological process: regulation of mitochondrion organization; transmembrane transport; intracellular calcium ion homeostasis. The transcript has 29 exons. The coding region runs from base 62 to 3577 and encodes 1171 amino acids. The record is from RefSeq and is a predicted model, not a curated record.